Messenger RNA from Serendipita indica DSM 11827, 3387 nucleotides. NCBI's taxonomy places the organism in Eukaryota, Fungi, Basidiomycota, Agaricomycetes, Sebacinales, Serendipitaceae. The record is from the annotation of a GenBank genome assembly.
AUGUCGGAAGGGAAUACGGCAACCUUGUUGGCAGCCCGAGCGAUCUAUAAGAAGACGGAGGGUUAUCUAUACCUCACAGAUUAUCCAUUUCGGAUCGUAUGGGUUCAUCCCGAGACGGGUGAACCCCUCGUGCAGCUUUUCACGCAAGACUGCACCAAUUUGUUCGCGAACAAGACCGGAGCCAAGCCACCAAAGCUCAAAAUCGUAGCAAACGAUGUUGAUUACAACUUUGUGUUCACGGGCGAGGAACCGCAAUGCUUUGUGAACCGAGACGCGUUUCGAGACCAAGUCAAGAUUUUGAUUCGUGAAAGCAUGACGCAGGCGUCGACGGCAGGUCCUUCAGAAGUGGCCACACCUGAUCAAGUCGCGAGUCCUAAUGCGAUGGAGGAGGAUCCUCCAGAACCAUCGACGCUGCCCCCUCCUCCUGCGGUCACCAUCCCGACGGUGGAUCCAGCAAAGGAGCAAGCGGCGAGAAUGUAUCGCCUUCGAAAACGUAUCUUGAUGCGAGAUCCAGAGCUAGCUGCGCUCCAUAGUGCGGUUGUAAUUGCUGGUAAAAUGUCCGAGAAUGACUUCUGGGCGUCGCGUCAGCAUUUACUUGACGAAGCUGCGGUCACAGAUGCUCAGAAAAAGGGCAAGUCUUCGAGAUUGGUUGAUCCCAAACCUGGCGUUUCUGCCUCUGGUGACAUCAAGAUAUCGAUCACUCCACAGCUGAUCCAGGAGAUAUUUGACGAAUGGCCGGUAGUGAAGCGUGUGUGGGUCGAAAAUGUACCAAAUAAUAUGACAAAAGAGGAAUUCUGGAAGCGAUACUUUGAGUCACAGUUGUAUCACAACCAUAGGGCUUCAGUGCGAUCUACUGCUACUCAGCAUGUUAUCAAAGCAGAUCCAAUAUUCGACAAGUAUCUCGAACCGGUCGACAACGAACUUCAACCUCGACAUAUAAGAAAUGAUGCCGUCAAUCGGCUGGUGGAUUUGGCGGCGACGGAAGAGGAUCAUACCGGAAAUAUUCGCGAUGUGACGAUGCAGGCCGGAAAGCAAAAAGCUUCACUUCCGCUCAUGCGAAAAUUCAACGAACAUUCGGAGAGGCUACUCAACACAGCUCUCGGGACCGUACAGCCCGUGCGCCGAACCAAGCUGGAGCACAUGAACGAGGCGAACGAUUAUGACGAGAUCGAUAUUGAGGAUCUACAUGGAGGAGGAGACGACCCUGGUAUACCACUCGAUAUGCAGAAUCGACAACGCUAUUUCGAAGGACGCAGUGGAGCGUCGGGAAGUGCCCCUACCGUGGACAACAAGGCUGCAGUCGUAAAUCUCAAGGGACAAAUAUUGAACUGGGAGCAUAGAUUAAAGACGGUCCAGCUGGAUGGCCAAGCAGGGACAGCUGCGUUCAAGGCUAUUUCAUCCAACAUCUCCUCUCGAACGAGGAUCAAGUCGUCUCGUCUCAAUGUAUCUCCAGAGUUCCUGAAACAGAUGCAGACGCUUGAAUCUACUACAAACGAAUAUCUUCGCCAGUUCUGGUUUUUUGUGUAUCCGACUCCAGAAGGCGUCAAACGACCUGCUCCAGAAGAACGAGCACAGAAGAUUGGAGCCAUGCGGGACCGAUUGCUGGUAAAUCAAAAGCGGAUAGAAGACCUCGUCAACCAAGCAGCGGCGAACCGUUGGGACAAAAACGGCGUAUCAGAGGCUUUCAAACCCACUCUCACCGCUGUUGACAAAGCAGUCAAUGGUAUUUACCCGAUUGGUGUCUUGCUCCUGUCCACUUCGGCUGUCAAAUGCCUCCAUUUCUUCGACCAAGAAGUCGAGAUUGUGCUCGAGCAGGAGGAUGCAGACUUUAACACGCAGUCGACAAAAUGUGCUUGUGGACAUUCGUGGCAUAGACACGGAGCUCUGGAUCGACUAGUCGACGGCGAAAUCAACCGUAGGGCUAGGGUUGCGCUGAGGAUCGACGAGUUUCUCGAUGAAGUAGAGCAUUUGGACGAUUUCAGCCAGACUGACGAUGCGGAUGAAACGAUACAAAGUCUUCGAAAGCAGAUGGAGUUACCACCUGGUGAAGAACGAGACGCCUCUUUCAAAGCUAGAGAUGGCUCACCUGACUCGAUGAUGUCUGGAGUGUCUGAGCCAGAAAAGAGCAAAAGGUCCCGCUCUCAAUCAUCAUCUGAGCUGAGUGAUGUACCAAACGCACCAGCUAGGCAACGGCGACGGAUAAACUCUUCUGACGAAGAAGAAGCCGCGGAUGACAGAGAAAAGGGAGCGCCCCUUCCGACCAAGAGCAUCACCAAAGGAUCUAAGAAAGCUCCUCCCGUUCCCGUACUAAGUGGCGCAAGAACGAAUGCACGAGGGGCAAAGAAACGGGCAGGCGGUGGCGCAUCUGGAACUGUUGCUGCCCCACAGACGAAUGGAAUAUCUGCACAUGUCCCAAAGAUCAAAGUUGAAGAUGACGCGGUUGAACUGGAAUCAGUUGCGGAAACGGCUACGACUGCCCCGGAAGAAUCAGCUCCAAUGUCAAUUGAUUUACCCCCGAAAGAGAAGAUUGUAAUGGAGGAGCAUCGAAGGGGAUAUAUUCAGUACACAGCUGUCAAGAACGAUGGCGAAGAGCGGUCGUAUAUCGUCUUGACCGGUCUCAAGAAUUUGUUUCAACGGCAGCUACCCAAGAUGCCUCGAGAAUACAUUACUCGUCUGGUGAUGGAUCGGAAUUCGAGGGGCCUUGCAAUGAUCAAACACGGAUACAAAGUCGUUGCUGGUAUCACGUAUCGUCCAUUUGCACACAGAGGCUUCAUUGAAAUCGUCUUCUGUGCUGUGUCGAGCGCCAACCAGAUCAAAGGCUAUGGUGGACACUUGAUGGAUCACUUCAAGAAGCAUAUCCAAGACACCUAUCAGAAUGUAAACUAUUUCCUAACUUACGCGGACAAUUAUGCUAUUGGCUACUUCAAGAAACAGGGCUUUUCAAAAGAUGUAACUCUUGAUCGCGUUCAGUGGGCUGGAUACAUCAAGGAUUAUGAAGGUGCUACACUGCUUCAGUGCACUUUGGUCCCUGUUGAUUAUACCACCAUUCGCGAAACACUGGCUCAACAAAAGGCAUGGGUGAUAGAGAAGAUUCGCAGUCGUUCGUCUUCACAUAUUGUUCGCCCUGGGAUUGCAGCGUUCCAAGAGGGUCACUCUCCUACCGUCCUCAAGUACGAAGAUAUACCCGGUCUCGUGGAGGCUGGGUGGACCUCACACCCAACGGUCCAAGAGCUCCCUGCGAAUAUCAAGCCUCCUGACUAUGUUCGUAUGACUCGUGCGCUGCGUGCGCUCCAGGCCCAUCAACAGUCUUGGCCAUUCCGUGUUCCUGUAAACAAGCAGGAUGUUCCGGACUAUUACGAGUUUAUCAAGAAUCCCAUGGGCGCGUAA